UUAAAACUUAUUUAAGUUCAGAUAGCAUUGAAACUGAUGAUCAUAAUGAAAUUUAUAAUUUUCCAGUUGAGUUUUUAAAUACUUUGACUCCAUCAGGUAUGCCUGUUCAUUGCCUAAAGUUGAAAAUUGGUGCUGUUAUAAUGCUACUUAGAAAUUUAGAUCUCAAAGGUGGACUUUGUAAUGGAACACGUUUGAUGGUGCGUGCACUACACAACAAUUACAUUGAUGGUGAGGUUCUAACAGGUGUAUCAGCUGGUAACAGGGUAUUUGUUCCUCGAGUUCAAUUAGCUCCAUCAGAUUCAAAUUUACCUUUUACACUUAAACGUCGUCAAUUUCCAGUUAGGUUAGCAUACUCAAUGACCAUAAAUAAAAGUCAAGGUCAAACAUUUGAUAAAGUUGGUGUUUAUCUCAAAAAGCCUUGCUUUUCACACGGCCAAUUAUAUGUUGCAUGUUCAAGAACAAAAUCUUUUAAUAGUUUGUUUUUUAAAGUUGAUAAACAUGCAUUACAAGGUAUGUCAUUUAACAAAUAUUACACAAAUAAUGUUGUGUUUACAAAUGUUCUUAAUUUAUAAUUUUGACAAGUUUGU
Hydra vulgaris (swiftwater hydra) is the source of this 587-nucleotide messenger RNA. Lineage: Eukaryota; Metazoa; Cnidaria; Hydrozoa; Anthoathecata; Hydridae. The record is from RefSeq and is a predicted model, not a curated record.